Soboliphyme baturini is the source of this 2028-nucleotide messenger RNA. The record is from the annotation of a GenBank genome assembly. NCBI's taxonomy places the organism in Eukaryota, Metazoa, Nematoda, Enoplea, Dioctophymatida, Soboliphymatidae.
AUGAUGCAGGGCAUCAUGAAAGUACAGUCGACUGAAAAGCCACUACAAUGGGUCACGUUCCUGAUCACGCGAUUCGAGGAUCAGCUUCCUGUGAAGUCUGGCCCACUGAAACGAAAGGCGCGGCUGCUGAUAAGUCAGAGUCAAGCCUGCUUGGUCAAUGUGUCACGAUUGAAAUUUUCGAUGGUGGUAGGCGGACUGGUGAAAAUCCUUCAGGCCGUCAACGCCACGAAGUGCUGUUCGGAACAAGACUUGUUCGACUCUCAGAUCAUUAUCUUGGAUACACUGGAGCAAUGUCUAUCACAGGAUGUGCUGACUCGAACCGACGAGGCGGUUAACGCGAAGAUCAUCAUUCAAGAAAUGUGCCUGAAAGUGCUCGAAGAAAUUUACCACGCGACAUGUGGCGCCCCAUGCCCCGCAAGACUUAGUAAGCAGAAAUUAUACUUCGAUUCUGUGAAGAAGGUACUAAAAAUGAAGAUUACCCAUACCGGCAAACAGCCACUGCUGGCAGCUGCAUGCAUUGCCGGUGUAAAGUUGUGCAAAGCAGCCACGUACAUUGACAUCGUCGACUCGGCGAACGUGUUCUUCGCGCUGUUGCAGUCGGUCAUUGACUGCAUCAAGAACUUUCUCUUCAGUCCUGCGAGGCCACUGUUCAAAUACCCGACAUCCUCAGAGAUCGACGUCAUGAUCGAUUGCUUUGUGGCGUUGUUUCGAUUGAAUUACAACAACGAGAUAUUCCGCAUGUGUCUGAACGCGCAGUCGGCCAUCCCCCAUCAGCUGGUUCUCGUCAUGGCGUUGUAUCGCAUCGCCGUCCAGCUUAGACUGUCCUGGUGGCCAAAGAUCACGCUGGUCUACAGUCGCAGCAACGAAUUGAGGAACAUGCUAAACGAGACGAUCACUCGUGUCAGCCAGGCAGCGACUAGCGUCAGUCUAGCUUCCGGUUUUGCGUGCAGCGGCUACGUUCCUCUUAAAGUUUCGCAGAGUUUACAGAAGGUGUCGCAUCUCACUGGCAAGUUGAGGGAUCGUGCCAGUGUCAGUUCUACAGCCGAAGAGCUCUCACCAACGAGGAAGCUGCUGUUUUGGCUUAUUCGUCUCAUGUGCAUAGAACCUACGCUGUUCUUAAACUACCACUGUGAAAAGAAAAUCGAUUCCGAUGUUGGGGACUUUCAAAACUCCACUUUAGAACUUAUGAACGGUCUAGUAAGUCUGAUCGGAAACGCUGAUCAGCUACCGGAACUGAUUACGGAAGUGAUGGAGGCCAUUUUGUGUCUCCAUCAGCCUUGCAAUAUUCUCCAGUGGAACCCGAUAUCACGAUUGUCAUCAAUGGAAACGUUUUGGUAUAUAAACUCCCAGGUGGUGUUUACCGUCUGCCAAAAGCUGCUGCACCAUCAGUUGCGCAACUACCCAGAUAUUUUGCGCUGGCUGAAGCAGCUCCUCAUGUGUCGCAAUGCGUUUCUGGCGAGCAACCGCGACAUCUGCAAUUUCGGUGCUUCUGAGCAGCUGUGCAAGCAGGCUGCGUUGAAGUUGGAGACCAUAUGUUUCUUGUAUCUUUGGUCAUUGGAUAACAGCGCUGCGGUUACUGCUUUGUCGAUGUUCCGACUGAUAUGCAAAGAGAUGGAAAUUUGUUAUUCGCCGGAGGAGCUGCCUCAAAAGUACAUGGCCUUCUCGUGCCUGGCAGACUCGAAUGAUCUUCAGACGAUCGGAAGAGUCGCGCUACAGAAGUCGAUAAAUUCGUACUUAAGAAAACAGACACUUCCAUGCGUCGGAUGUUGCCAGGCAUGGCAAGACACGUAUGUUUACUGGCAGGAUUUUGCACGCUACCUAAAAUCCUACCCUAAGUCAAAAUUUGAUGACUCUUCCCAGCUGAUCGAGAACCUCACGAACUUGCUUGCAUGUCCGAAAACUCAGCGAAACGUAGAUGUCGACUCAGAUUUGAUCUUAAAGUUGUGGGCCAACAUGAGCGGUUUUUUAUGUGCUUCAGCCGCUUCCGGAGGAGUGUCGUCGAAUACGCUGUUAAAUUCCAGCAUGUAA